Molecule: messenger RNA, 1580 nt
Organism: Gigantopelta aegis
Lineage: Eukaryota; Metazoa; Mollusca; Gastropoda; Neomphalida; Peltospiridae
Product: xanthine dehydrogenase/oxidase-like
Exons: 14
Coding region: 135-1580 (481 amino acids)
Molecular function (GO): 2 iron, 2 sulfur cluster binding; iron ion binding; FAD binding
Source: RefSeq, a predicted model, not a curated record
ACCGUUCGCAGACGCCGGAGCCACGAACGGUCGGACUAGCUACCGUGCACACGACCCACAUACGUGGCUGUUUUGUUGACCUUGAGUCUUGUUAUAGACCGAAGAAUUGAUUUUCGUCAAUACUGCAGGUCAACAUGGAGAAGCAGACGACACUGGUGUUUUUCGUCAACGGCCAGAAAAUACAAGAAAAUAAUGCUGACCCGGAUGAAACUCUCCUGCAGUAUCUUCGCAACCGCCUUCAUCUGACUGGUUCGAAGCUCGGCUGUGGAGAAGGAGGGUGCGGUUCCUGCACGGUGAUGGUAUCCAGAUAUGACAACAUCACUGAUAAAAUUUUUCACCUGUCAGUUAAUGCUUGUCUGGCACCGAUCUGUUCUCUACACGGCAUGGCGGUCACCACGGUGGAGGGGAUUGGUAGCACCAAGACCAGGCUACAUCCAGUUCAGCAACAACUGGCCAAUGCUCAUGGUACUCAGUGUGGAUUCUGUACCCCGGGAAUCGUCAUGUCCAUGUACACCCUUCUGAGAAACAACCCCAGACCUACACAGAAAGAGAUGGAGUCAUACUUUGAUGGAAAUCUUUGCCGGUGCACAGGAUAUAGACCAAUAUUGCAAGGGUUUAAAUCGUUCAUUAAGGAUGCUUGUCCAAUGGGUGCUAACUGCUGCCAGAACAAAAGUGUUUGUAAUGAGGUGAAGAAUUGUGAAAAUGGUCUUCUGAAUGGAGAGGUCAAUGGGACAUGUAAUGACAACCACCUUCUCUAUGAUCCUUCACAGGAACCGAUUUUCCCACCAGAGUUAAAGCUUAACGCACACAUCUAUAACACACCACUGAAAUUCUGCAACUCUCAAAGCACAUGGUUUAGACCGACAUCCUUGAAUGAACUGUUGGAGCUGAAGAAGCUAUAUCCUAGUGCCAGACUGAUUGUGGGAAACACUGAAUUGGGAAUAGAGAAAAAGUUUAAGAAUGCUGAGUUCCCAGUUCUGAUAUGUACAACACACAUUGAAGCAAUGAAUGAAGUACGGCUAGAUGAACGCGGGUUAGUGAUUGGUGCGUCCGUCACUCUGUCCCGGAUACAAGAAGCCAUGCAGAGUGCUGUUGACAGUUUGCCAGAAUGGAAAACUCGUAUAUUUGCUGCUUUCUUGGACAUGCUACAGUGGUUUGGCAGUCACCAGAUCCGAAAUGUUGCGGCAAUUGGUGGAAACAUAAUGACUGCCAGCCCAAUUUCUGAUUUGAUUCCUUUACUAAUGGCUGCUGGAGCUGAACUGUAUGUGAUGUCAAAGGAUAACAAACCCAGGCAUGUGAAAAUGGAUCAUUCCUUCUUGAAAGGCUACCGGAAAACAGACCUGAAUCCAGAAGCAAUCUUAAUAUCCGUGAACGUUCCAUGUAGUAAUGAGCAAGAACACUUUUAUGGCUAUAAAGUAGCCAACAGAAAGGAUGAUGACAUAUCUAUUGUUAGUGCUGGUUUGGACGUGCAGUUUCAGAAGGGAACAGAUGUGAUUGAGAACAUCUCCUGUGCCUAUGGAGGCAUGGCAGAAACAACUGUCAUGGCACUGAAGACAAUGGCAGCACUUGUAGGGAGGUAG